UUGAGCUCGCUCUGCGCGCGCACAGGUCGCUCGGGGUUCGGGAUGGCGACUCUAGUUCUGCAUGGUGUGUUCCGGGUCCAGGUUCGGGACCUGGUCCGGGUCCUGGUCUGGUUCUUGGUUCUGGACGCAGUCAGUCCGCUGUUCCCCCGGGAGUCCGGGUCCAGGGAACUGAAGGAGCUCAACGGGAUCUGGACCUUCAGGGCAGACCGGUCCCCCAACAGGAACCAGGGCUUCGAGGACGGAUGGUUCCGACGGAGGCUGGCGGAGACCGGACCAGUCAUCGAGAUGCCGGUUCCUGCCAGUUACAACGACAUUACCCAGGAUUCCACGCUGAGGGACUUCAUCGGCUGGGUGUGGUAUGAGCGGGAGGUGCUGGUUCCAGCCCGAUGGGUCCAAGACCAAGGCCUGAGGCUGGUUCUGAGGGUCGGGAGCGCCCACUAUUACUCCAUGGUGUGGGUCAACGGGGUGAAGGUGAUGGAGCACGAAGGCGGCCAUCUUCCCUUCGAGGCUGAGAUUGGCACCGUUCUGAGGAAGGACCCAGGUUCCGGGUGCAGGAUCACCAUUGCCGUCAACAACACCCUGACCCUGCAGACGCUGCCCCCGGGGGUCAUCAUGCACUUCAACGACCCCACCAGGUAUCCUGAAGGUUACUUUGUGCAGAACAUCUACUUCGACUUCUUCAACUACGCUGGGAUCCAUCGUCCGGUUCUUCUGUACACCACGCCCAGAGUGUACGUGGACGACAUCACCGUGGUUACUGACUUCAGUGACAACACAGGUUUCGUCAGUUACGUCGUCUCAGUGGGCGGGGCUUCCACGUCCACGGUCAAAGUGACGCUGAUGGAUAAAGAUGGUCAGUGCGUGGCGUCGUCCACGGGGUUGACGGGCGUCCUUAAAGUGGUGGAUGUGAACCUGUGGUGGCCGUACCUGAUGCACCAGAACCCGGGUUACCUGUACUCCAUGGAGGUCCGAGUGACGGCGUCGGAUGAGAAGUCAACGUACGAGGACGUUUACACUCUGCCUGUUGGAAUCCGUACGGUCAACGUCACCAAGUCACGUUUCCUUAUCAACAACAAACCAUUUUUUUUCAACGGAGUCAAUAAACAUGAGGACGCAGACAUCCGGGGUAAAGGUCUGGACUGGCCCCUGAUGGUCAAAGACUUCAACCUGCUCAAGUGGUUGGGCGCCAACUCGUUCAGAACCAGCCACUACCCCUACGCCGAGGAGAUCCUGCAGAUGAGUGACCGCCACGGCAUCGUGGUCAUCGACGAGUGUCCGGGGGUCGGAAUCAAAGACAUUCGUAGUUUUGGAAACGCCUCCCUGUCCCAUCACCUGUCCGUCAUGGACGAGCUGGUGCGUCGGGACAAGAACCAUCCCUCCGUGGUCAUGUGGUCGGUGGCCAAUGAGCCGGCGGCGGAGAUGCCUCCAGCAGACUUCUACUUCAAGACUUUAAUCAAACACACCAAAGACCUGGACCAAACCAGACCUGUGACCUUCAUCACCGACAGUAACUACGCCAGAGACAAAGGGGCUCCAUACGUGGAUGUGAUCUGUGUCAACAGUUACUUCUCGUGGUACCAUGACCCCGGUCACCCUGAGGUCAUCCCCAUCCAACUCAACACCCAGUUUGAGAACUGGUAUGGAAAGUACCAGAAGCCCAUCAUCCAGAGCGAGUACGGGGCGGAUGCCGUGGCAGGACUUCACAGCGAUCCACCAGUCAUGUUUACGGAGGAGUACCAGACCGCCGUCCUGAGGCGCUACCACGGCGUCUUCGACCAGAAGAGGAAGGAGUACGUGGUGGGAGAACUCAUCUGGAACUUCGCAGACUUCAUGACGGCUCAAGGAAUCACCCGGGUGGUGGGGAAUAAGAAGGGGAUCUUCACGCGGCAGCGCCAGCCCAAGGCGGCGGCGUUCACCCUGAGGGAGCGCUACUGGAGCCUGGCUAAUCAGACGGGGAUGCUGCCUCCGUGGACCAGGUACCCCUGCUCCCUGUGACCUGGGGUCCGACCUGGACCCCAGGAGGUUCUACUCUAUGGACCAACGAGGACCAGAUGAGGUGGAUUUGGGAUCUGGUCCAGUGCUGAGCUCAUGCCUUUGAUGGGGGUCAUAAAUUCAGGACUGAUUAGUUUUGACCUUUGUCUUGUCUCAGCUGAUGUGAAAACAGACAUCACAUCCAAGAACAGAUGAUGCCUUCAGGUGCUGUCGGGAAAAUGAGCUUUUCCACUUGUGAAUUCUAAGUUACCGGUGCGUUGUGUUCAAGUGCUUUUGUUUUCUUAGUGAAAUGAAAAAUGUCUGAAACAGUUUACGGACCUGAUACUGUGUUUAGGACAUGUUCAUUCAACUAAUGCAGCACUUUUUACUGUUUUUAGUCUUUUUUUUUUUUUGCAAAUUAAUUUAAAAAAUGAAUAAAAAAACUGACAAAAAUAAUACGAAACAGGAGCAAAAUAGGCCGCAAACUGAAUGAAACUGAAAAAAAACCCCAAAACAUCGAGUUUGAUAAACAACAGUAGAUGGAAAUAUGUUUUUUUUAAAUUAUAUAUAUUAAAUACUAAAUCAAAUGAACAAAAAACAACAAAAUAAUAAGUAACAUGAAAAAACAAGCAAAAAAAUGACUGAAAU
Molecule: messenger RNA, 2619 nt
Organism: Sphaeramia orbicularis (orbiculate cardinalfish)
Lineage: Eukaryota; Metazoa; Chordata; Actinopteri; Kurtiformes; Apogonidae
Gene: gusb
Product: glucuronidase, beta
Exons: 12
Coding region: 43-1995 (650 amino acids)
Biological process (GO): carbohydrate metabolic process
Molecular function (GO): carbohydrate binding; beta-glucuronidase activity
Source: RefSeq, a predicted model, not a curated record